Messenger RNA from Gekko japonicus, 2891 nucleotides. It is a transcript of the gene FAM184B, whose product is annotated as family with sequence similarity 184 member B. The record is from RefSeq and is a predicted model, not a curated record. Lineage: Eukaryota; Metazoa; Chordata; Lepidosauria; Squamata; Gekkonidae. Bases 1 to 2835 code for a protein of 944 amino acids. The transcript is spliced from 16 exons.
AUGGCGCCUUUGCCGCCAAACAGUCCUCAGUCAGUGAUCUAUGCUCUGAAUAUGAAAAACGAUGAGCAUGAGGCCAGCAUCCAAGCUCUUAAGGAGGCCCAUCAAGAAGAGAUUCAACACAUCCUUGCUGAGACGAGGGAAGCUGCCCUCCACUAUAAGAGGAAAGUGGAGAAGGAACAGGAGCUCCGGCAGCGGAUUCAGACCCUCGAAAAAGCUUUGGAGCAACGCAGGCCGUUGAAAGAAGAGGCCUCAACAGAGUUCACCACAUUCAGGAAGCAGGAGGACAAGAGGGAGCCAUCAACUGAGAGCGAACGUGCCAAGGAGGAAAUUUCACUCCCCAAGGGUAUGCUACACAUGAAACCAGACCCUGAAAACAGAGUCCGGACUUCAAACCAGGGAUCAGACAGUCUCUUGAAUGAACAGGGAGAGAAACUGAAUAUCAAGGGAAUCUUAAAUGAAAAGGGCAGCUUGGAAAUGUGGACUCUGAUCAGGGAGACAGAAGCCCUCAAGCAGGAGAACCAGAAAUUAGCUGAAGAAUAUGCCAAGAAAGCCUGCCAGCUCCAAGCCUCUCAUGAGGGAGACAAAGAGACCUGGAGGAAGGUCAAGCAGCAGUCCCCGGCUGAUUCAUGCCAAGAGUGGCAGCCAAGGGAAACGGAGGAGCAAAGGGGAAACAUUGAGGCCCGAGAAGCAGCAUCGCAACAGCAGAUGAGGAAGCUGGAGGCCGACCUGGAGACAAGAGGCCAGCGCAUCAGUGAGCUGAAGAAGCAUUCCCAGAAGCUGAAGGAGACGAUGCAGGACUUGGAACUGCAGCUCAAGGAGGCCCAGGAAGUGACUGUGGAGUCAAGGAGGACCAUAAAAACACUGGAGGAGGAGCUCGCUAUAGCCAAAGAAAGACUCUUGCUACAGGAGAAUGAAAUUCUGCAGAAAACGGAGGCCAUGGAAAAGGUGCUGGAUUCCCAAAGCAAAGCCAGGGAUGAAGUGGAAGACCUGAAGAGCCAGAUGCCGCAUUUUCAGCAAGUCUUGUUGUCCAAGCAGAGCCCUGGGGGCAAAGACCCGCAGCCCAGAGGAAACUCAGGUGCAGAAACAGAAGCUCUAAUAGACCGGCACAGGGAAGAGCUUCGCAAAACCAAGCAAGGAUCGAAAGAGGAGAAAAUGCUUUUGAAAGAGCAGCUGGCAAAAGGACUGGAGGAUCUGGUCAGGAAGAAGCAGGCUUUUGAACUCAAAGCCGCCCAAGCCGCCACUGAUGCCGCCAGGAAAAAAAUGCAGAAGGAGGUUCAGGCACAGUUGGAGGAGUUAAAAAAGAAACACGAGAAGGAAAUAAGGCAGCUGCAGAGAGAGAAAGAUGCUAUUCAUGGGAAGCUUCAGGACUGUUCUCAGGAGUCCCAAGAUGCAUCUGUGCAGCCGAAAAAUGUUUCCAGGCAGUAUAAAAGCAGAACAAAAAGCAGAGAGCAGUCAGCGGCGCCGUCAAGCACCAGGAAUGAAGAGAAACGAAGUGAAAUGAAUGCUGCCGCUUCUGGGUCAGACUCUGGAAGGGCACUGAAAAGAGAAGACGAGGAGGCUCUCGCCAGCUUCCAAAAGGAGAAAGCGAAAGAAAUCCAGGCUUUGCAAGAGGAAUGGUCUUCCCAAAAGGCCGAAUUGCAAGCUCAGGUUGCAAAGCUGCAGCAGACUGUAGAGCAGCAAGCGAGCCGUUUCCAAGAAGCCCUCGGCGAACAGAACCGACAGUCUGGUAAAGAGAAAGAAAAGCUCUUGCAGAAACUUCAGGACACAGUUCAGCAAAGCCAAGAUAUUAAAGCACAGCUGGAAGCAUCUCACCAGAUGGCCAUAAAUCUCCUGGAGAAAAGCAAGAAUCAGGAGCUCAAGGAGGCCGAAGAGCACUGGAAGAAGGAAUCUAACGAGAGCUUCAAGGUCCAGCAGGACUCCUACCGGCGGGAAGUGCAGGCCUUGGAAGAGAAGGCCAGAGAAGCCUUGCAGCGUGAACUGGAGAAGAGGCGGCAGCGGCAGUCUUCGCUGACAGAAUCUCUGAGAACGGAGCUGGCUGAGCAACAGGCAUCUUGCGUCGCUCACAAACAAGAAAAAGACGAACUGCAGGAGGAGCUGAGGAACAUGAUGGUCCUGAAGAGGCAGCAGGAAGAAGAGAACCAUGAUCAGAUACAGACUCUUAAAGACGAAGUGGUGAAAUGUCAGAACGAAAUCUGUGGGCUCAAGAAGGAGAAUGCCCUUCUGAAGGACACGCUGGAUCUGCUGAGGGCAGAUGCGGCAUUACAGAAACAGACAUCUGGACAGCUUCAAGAACCAGAGGGCCAGCACAGAAGAUUUAAAGAACUAGAAGAGACACCGAGGAAGAAGGACCCUUGGCCGGAAGAUCUACACCUUAUAAGCUGCUUGCAAGAGAAACUCAGUGAGAAAGAGGAGAUGAUCAAAGAAUUAAUGGAUGGCAGACAACUUCAGCCUCCCUUUGUGUCCAGUACCAAGCCUCAUCGCAACCGAUCCUUUUCAUUUAACACGAAUCCUUCAACGUGUUUGGCUCCAGUUGCAAAGCAGAAGAAGAAAAUGGACGACAUGCCCAGCCGUAUCGUCAGCGUUCCGGAUUUGGCCUCCUACGCCAAAAGCUUUUUGAGUGGCGAUUUGAGACCUAAGAGGAACCCGCCUCAGAUUACAAAAUCGACAAGUUUAGAUCAGAAUCCUGUCUGUGUCCGAGUGUGCUAUCCGCCGGUACAAGCGCUGGAGACCAAGCCGGGCCCAUGUUUGCAGAGCAACGAGACGGCAAAACCCAAAGACGCUCAGAAGCUGGAUCCUCGACCCCAGGAGUGGUUUACCAAAUACUUCUCCUUCUGAGGAAAGCCAUUUCUGUAUCCAUAUAUAUGUGAAUAUAUAUGUAUUCUUAAGACUGU